GCGGCCCCUCUCCGCCAUGGCCCUCCUGGCUCACUCUCUGGCACUGCUGGCAAUGACCGUGGCCACCGUGGCCAUCAAGGUGGUGCCCCUGGACAUGGCCCAGGACUCCUUCGAUGACCAGUACCGGGGCUGCAGCCCUGCCAUGAUUGCAGCUUUGCCGUCCCUCUACAGCUUCGAGUACCAGAAGAAUCCUCACUUUGCCAGCGGCUGGGUGAAGGCUGAGGCUGAGUGGCGCAAGCGGGGCUCCCAUGUGUCCCCUCUGGCGUCCCCAGCCCAGGCUGUGGCUGUCAUGGCCUACACAAUGAAGUACCUAUACAAGGAGUUCAACGCUGCCGUGCGUGCAGCUGGGCGUUCCCGCCAGGAAUACCGGAACAAUUUCCACUUCAAAAUGCUGCAUUUCCUGCUGACCGACGCCCUGGUGACACUGAGGCACGCUCAGAACAGGCAGUGUCGCCACGUGUUCCGGGGCGUGCGUGAUGUUCUUUUCAAGGCACGACGUGGCCAGAGGAUCCGGUUUGGUCAAUUCACAUCGACAUCGCUGAGCAAAGAGAUUGCCCAGAAAUAUGGAGCAGACACGAUAUUCGAAGUGCACACGUGCCACGGUGUGGACAUCCAGGCUUUUUCCUAUGAUCCUAGCAACCGAGAGGUGUUGAUCCCACCAUACGAGACCUUCAAGGUCACCAAAGUCUCCCAAAAUGGGAAGAAGACAAGGAUCAGUCUCCGCUCCGCCGGGACCUUCAGCAAAUACAGCUGCGCGUGGCUGUGA
Messenger RNA from Motacilla alba alba, 766 nucleotides. Its product is annotated as NAD(P)(+)--arginine ADP-ribosyltransferase 2-like. Lineage: Eukaryota; Metazoa; Chordata; Aves; Passeriformes; Motacillidae. Gene Ontology annotation, molecular function: NAD+ poly-ADP-ribosyltransferase activity; NAD+-protein-arginine ADP-ribosyltransferase activity. The transcript has a single exon. The coding region runs from base 17 to 766 and encodes 249 amino acids. The record is from RefSeq and is a predicted model, not a curated record.